Molecule: messenger RNA, 1116 nt
Organism: Clonostachys rhizophaga
Lineage: Eukaryota; Fungi; Ascomycota; Sordariomycetes; Hypocreales; Bionectriaceae
Source: the annotation of a GenBank genome assembly
AUGAUUCGCCGGAAGAAGAAUGUCAAGAAGGGCAUCCAGUUUUGUCUGAUGGUUUGUGGCGCCUCAGGAACUGGACGAACCACCUUUGUCAACACCCUGUGCGGCAAGAGUGUUCUCACUCACAAGGAUGCCGACGAUGUCAACGACGCCUCUGCCGAGGAGGGUGUUAAGAUUAAGCCCAUCACAGUUGAGCUUGAGCUUGACGAGGAGGGAACCCGUAUUUCCCUGACAAUCGUCGAUACCCCUGGAUUUGGUGAUGCGAUCGACAACGAGGCUAGCUUCUCGGAGAUCGUCGGCUAUCUUGAGAGACAAUAUGAUGACAUUCUGGCCGAGGAGUCCCGUAUCAAGCGUAACCCCCGUUUCAGGGACAACCGCGUCCACGCCAUGCUUUACUUUAUCACACCCACCGGCCAUGGCUUGCGCGAACUCGACAUUGAACUCAUGAAGCGCUUGGCUCCCCGAGUCAAUGUUAUCCCUGUAAUUGGUCGUGCCGACUCCCUUACCCCCGCCGAGCUUGCCGAGUCCAAGAAGCUGGUCAUGGAGGAUAUCGAGCACUAUCGCAUCCCUGUGUACAACUUCCCUUACGAUAUUGAGGAGGACGACGAGGAUACUGUCGAGGAGAAUGCUGAGCUCCGCGGCCUCAUGCCCUUCGCCAUUGUGGGCUCCGAGGAGGUGGUUGAGAUUGGCGGUCGCAAGGUCCGAGCUCGCCAAUACCCAUGGGGAGUUGUUGAGGUUGACAACCCUCGCCACUCUGACUUCCUUGCCAUUCGCUCUGCCCUGCUCCACAGUCAUCUCGCUGACUUGAAGGAAAUCACCCACGACUUCCUGUACGAAAACUACCGUACUGAGAAGCUCUCUAAGAGUGUUGAUGGUGGUUCCGGCAUUGACAGCUCCAUGAACCCUGAGGAUCUUGCAUCCCAGUCCGUCCGUCUCAAGGAGGAGCAGCUCCGCAGAGAAGAGGAGAAGCUGCGUGAGAUCGAGCUUAAGGUUCAGCGCGAGAUUAAUGAGAAGCGACAGGAACUGCUUGCUCGCGAGUCUCAGCUCCGCGAGAUCGAGGCCCGCAUGCAGCGCGAAGCAUCCCAGAUCCCCCCGGAGUCCAAUGGUGACCACGAAUAG